GCGAGAGCAUUUUCGAAACGUUUCGCAGAAACUCGGUUGCGUCCCAAAUCGAGUCUACAAAAUUAUUUAAGCGCUUUGUGGUGCGAGCUCGUCCGCCAUAUUCUAGCCUUCGUGCUGGGUGCGUUCUCGUCGUCGUCGUCGUCGUUCCCCUCCUCGGCGUUAAUUUGGGACGAGGCCGCGGUCACAGACACAGGGAGUUGUCGACUCGGCCCUAAGUUUUUUUUUCCUCCGGACCGAGCGAGCAACAAACAGAAGUUGUGUGUUUUUAAUUUUUUAUUAUCUCAGACGAGUGUUUAUUAAAACCCUGAAUUUUGACGACUUUCCUCACGCAGGGUGGAAUGAAAUGCUGCUGCGCUCGUGACUCGAAAGGUCCAGUAGAGAUCCAGUCCGGUGACUCUGAGCGGAGACAAGCGUCCCGGUCUCACGAUCCAGUCCCACCGCCAUGUCUUAACGUCCCGCCCUCUCCUCUAGAAGCCCUGCCCCUCCCUCCCUCCCCUCCCUCUCCCCCCUUUUCUCCCUCUUCCCCAUCCUCAUCUUCCUCGACUUCUCCCGACUCUACUGUUCCCUACAGAGAGAUGAGUCUGCACCAUCACCAAACCCAGGACUCGGAGCGGGACCUUCCCUCCUCCUCCUCCGUCAGAAAGACGCCAAAAAAGCGGGGGAUCUCGCUCCGUUCGCUUUUCCGGAGGCGCCGCUUGGACCCAAAGUCGCGUAAGUCUCGAGCGCAGGCUGGAGGCGUGGAUGGCAUCGCUAGCAUCGAGAGUGUGGUCCAGUCAGAAAUGCAACAACAACAACAACAACAGCAGCAGCAGCAGCAGGAUGUAGCGUCCACAUCCACGGUCUCCUCCGCCUCAUCCGUGUCUUCCGAGUUCCUGGAGUGUCCCCUGUGCCUGCUGCGCCACGCCAGAGACCGCUUCCCCGACAUCAUGACGUGUCACCAUCGCUCGUGCGCCGACUGUCUGAGGCAGUACCUGCGCAUCGAGAUCUCGGAGAGCCGUGUGAACAUCAGCUGCCCCGAGUGCUCCGAGCGCUUCAACCCCCACGACAUUCGCAUGAUCCUCGGGGACCGCGCCCUCAUGGAGAAGUACGAGGAGUUCAUGCUCCGGAGGUGGCUCGCCGCGGACCCCGAUUGUCGCUGGUGCCCCGCCCCCGACUGCGGCUAUGCUGUGAUUGCGUUUGGCUGCGCGAGCUGCCCGAAGAUCACGUGUGGACGUGAGGGGUGUGGCACAGAGUUCUGUUAUCACUGUAAACAGCUGUGGCACCCGAACCAGACGUGCGACGCCGCGAGACAGCAGCGAGCUCAGAGCCUGAGACUGAGACCCUUCAGGUCCUCCUCACUUAGCUACAGCCAGGAGAGCGGCGCUGCGGCAGACGAUAUAAAGCCCUGCCCCCGCUGCGCCGCAUACAUCAUCAAGAUGAACGACGGGAGCUGCAAUCACAUGACCUGCGCCGUGUGCGGCUGCGAGUUCUGCUGGCUCUGCAUGAAGGAGAUCUCCGACCUGCACUACUUAAGUCCUUCAGGCUGCACCUUCUGGGGUAAGAAGCCAUGGAGCCGGAAGAAGAAGAUCUUGUGGCAGUUGGGGACGCUGGUCGGAGCGCCCAUCGGCAUCGCGCUGAUCGCCGGCAUAGCCAUCCCGGCUAUGAUCAUCGGGAUUCCUGUCUACGUGGGCAGAAAGAUUCACAGCCGAUACGAAGGAAAAGAAAUCUCCAAGCACAAGAGGAACCUGGUGAUUGCGGGCGGCGUGACGCUGUCUGUCAUCGUGUCGCCGGUGAUGGCUGCUGUAACCGUUGGUAUCGGAGUGCCCAUCAUGCUGGCUUACGUGUACGGCGUGGUCCCCAUCUCUCUGUGCCGUAGUGGAGGCUGCGGCGUGUCUGCGGGAAACGGAAAAGGAGUGCGAAUCGAGUUCGACGACGAGAACGACAUGAAUGUGGGCGGAGGCGCCGCAGCGACAGACAGUACGUCGGUGGCGGAGACAAGGCAGAACGCGAGUAUCGGGGGGAGCGUGGGCGGUCUGACGGGCAGCCUGAGUGCUAGCGGGAGUCACAUGGAGCGGAUCGGAGCCAUGAGGGACAACGUAAGCGAAAACGCCAGCACCAUGGCGCUUACAGGAAGUCUUUCAGGCAGCACCGUGGGCCACUGCUUCAACAGGUUGGAGGUUCAGGCUGAUGUACAGAAGGAGCGCUGCAGUCUGAGUGGAGAGUCGGGUACAGUCAGUUUGGGGACAAUCAGUGACAACGCAAGUACCAAAGCCAUGGCUGGAUCCAUCCUUAAUGCCUACAUGCCUCUGGACAGAGAGGGCAGCAGCAUGGAGGUGCAGGUGGAUGUGGAGUCUAAACUCGGGAAGCUGCGACACCACAGCGGCAGCAGCAGCAUGGAGGAGGGCAGCACCGGGGGCAGAGCCGUCUGCUCCUCCACCUGCCCCCACGAUGGCAAAUACGGCUCGGGGAAAAAGAGCAAGGGCAAGAUGCGCAAGAAGACGGGCAGCACCAAGAUCAACGAGACGCGGGAGGAUAUGGAUGCGCAGCUGCUGGAGCAGCGCAGCACCAACUCGAGCGAGUUCGACUCUCCAUCCCUGAGCGGCAGCCUGCCCUCUGUCGCCGACUCGCACUGCAGCCACUUCUCAGAGUUCAGCUGCUCCGACCUCGACGCCUCCCGUCCCCCCAACGCCAUCAGCCCUCUCCCUGAGGUGGAGAAUGACCGCUUGGAGAACAGCCCCGCCCCCCGUGCACUCUGCUCCGCCCCCCUCAGCCCGGGGAGCUCCCCUAAAGAACGCAAUAACAACGCUGCUCAGGCCGGCACCCCGGCGCGCAACGUCUGUAUUCAAACUGAGAUUUAGCGCUCAAGCUAACACAAUGCUAGCUUUCUACCCUAACCUGCCUCGAGGUUGCACAUGCACGCACACACACACUUACCAGUUUUAUAAUAUGAUUAAGAAUAAAACUCCGCAGGUCUUCACUUUGUCAUUGUCAGGUGUGAUGAUGACGAAAGGAUGUGACUGUACAGACUCGAGAGGUUAAGCAGGUGUGACAGCAGGUGAUUGACAGGUGUGGAUUAUGUGAGGUGAUGUAGCUGUCGAUCACAUUAACGCCUCUACUCCAGCCGUGAUGCAGGGCUCAUCCGAGCGUGUGCCGAUACUUAGUCGCCGUGUCAUGACCACGCCCACUGACCUGAAACUCAAAUACGGCCUUUUGUUGAUUUAAAUUUCCUACGCACAGGAACCUCCCAUUAUAAGGGGUCACUGUAGUUUAAAAACUCUCAAAUUUACGCGGUUCUCUGGUAACCCUUUUGUUCCCGCAGAGCAAAUGACGAUCCGGUUCGAGUGCCGUCUCUAAAAGUAUUGUUCGAUUGUAGUCGUGGUUACGUAGUAACAGAAAGCGUUUGUUUUGAUCUCCAGACCAGAUCUCUACGUCCCUGUGUUUUUUUUUUUUUUUUUUUUUUUUACUUUUUUGUUAUUAAUACCCUCCUUGUGUUAAACCUCGCUGAGCAAUCCAGCGUCGUUUCGGUCAGUAAAACACCGAAGUCUGUUGUUCUGGUGAAGGAGUUCCUCGAGGGUUUCGUCUGGGACAUCUGCUGACCAGGAAACAAACCAAAGAACUUUUUUUUUUUUUUUUUUUUUUUUUUCCCCUCCCCUUUAUUCCACUUGGAGAGUUUUUAGAGUCUGAUAUCUGUAUUAUGCGUGUUGAAUAUAUCGUGACGCAUCACUGAUUAUCGGCACACACACACACCUACACAUAUGCACAUAGGCCCGGUUCUAUCUGUGGUUGGAGGCUUUUUGUUUUUUAUUUGUAACUUUGUUUGAGCAAGGUGAGAUGUUCUGCAGAAGUUUGAGAUGUUCUGGAAAUGUUUCCUUAGAGGGACCAGAAGGAAGUUAAGCAGAUUGCUUUUUUUUUUUUUUCUGUCUCAGUAAUUGUUAUUGUAAAUGAUUAUAUAUAUUUUUUUCUUUUCCUUGUUGAAGGUAUGGUUGUUUUUGAUUUGCUUACUCUUUUAUUUUCCAUUUUGGGAAAGGUCGUUAUGUGUCCAAGCGCUGUGUUUGGGUCAAAACUUACAAUACAAACCCAUCUGGGAUAUCACUCGCUCUCUAUCAUACAUAUACACACACCGACAUAUGUUCAGGUCAGACACAGUUACUACGUGACUCUGGGUUCGUGCCCAUAUGGACUCAUGGUGCCUUUUGGAUUUCUUGUUCCUCUGUUCUGUGUCUUUCAGAAUAACAAAUAAAAAGAGAAUCAACGCCAACCCGAGUGCAUGAA
Messenger RNA from Clarias gariepinus (North African catfish), 4251 nucleotides. It is a transcript of the gene rnf19a, whose product is annotated as ring finger protein 19A, RBR E3 ubiquitin protein ligase. The transcript has 10 exons. Gene Ontology annotation, cellular component: cytoplasm; ubiquitin ligase complex. Bases 339 to 2837 code for a protein of 832 amino acids. NCBI's taxonomy places the organism in Eukaryota, Metazoa, Chordata, Actinopteri, Siluriformes, Clariidae. Gene Ontology annotation, molecular function: zinc ion binding; ubiquitin conjugating enzyme binding; ubiquitin protein ligase activity. The record is from RefSeq and is a predicted model, not a curated record. Gene Ontology annotation, biological process: ubiquitin-dependent protein catabolic process; protein polyubiquitination; positive regulation of proteasomal ubiquitin-dependent protein catabolic process.